Molecule: messenger RNA, 6987 nt
Organism: Syngnathoides biaculeatus (alligator pipefish)
Lineage: Eukaryota; Metazoa; Chordata; Actinopteri; Syngnathiformes; Syngnathidae
Product: protein bicaudal D homolog 2-like
Exons: 10
Coding region: 290-2851 (853 amino acids)
Biological process (GO): microtubule anchoring at microtubule organizing center; regulation of microtubule cytoskeleton organization; protein localization to organelle
Cellular component (GO): Golgi apparatus; cytosol
Molecular function (GO): dynactin binding; dynein complex binding; cytoskeletal adaptor activity
Source: RefSeq, a predicted model, not a curated record
CAACUCGUCCACGCCCACCUCAGCGCUCGAGACAAGCCGGUGGAGGGGCGAGGAAAAUCCAGCGCGACAAUGAUGAAGCAGUCUUAGGGGUUACGGCGUAUAUCCUCAGUGGGGUUCGACCGGAGUCAUCUACAUGACCGAAGACGCUCCACCAACAACGAACCACGCAACCAUGCAAUUCAAAUACAGACGAGUUUGAGCAAGCUUCCGUUCUUGUAGGUUACCUCGCGCGAGCACGCACCGCAUCCUCGCCGUCCGAGACCAGCUGGUUCUACCGUCGUCAUCCGUCAUGGAAGAGCACAGCUAUCCCGACUCUUUGCUGUUGCUCCAGGCCGGUCCGGAGUGGAUGCGGGCCGAGAUCCAGCGCCUCUCUCGGGAGCUGGGCGAAACCACCAACGAGAAGAUCCAGGCGGCCGAGUACGGGCUGGCGGUACUGGAGGAGAAACAGCAGCUGAAACAACAGUACGACGACUUGGAGAUCGAGUAUGAAGGUGUGAGGCAGGAGCUCGACUUGCUCAAAGAGGCAUUUGGGCAAGCUUACUCCAACCACCGGAAAGUGGCAGCGGAUGGGGAGAGCCGGGAGGAGUCUCUUAUCCAGGAGUCGGCCUGUAAGGAGGCCUACUACGAGCAGAGGGUCCUUGAACUGCAGAAUGAGCUCCGCCAAACUCGCAAUAUUCUCACUAACACCCAGUCUGAGAAUGAACGCCUGAGCACCAUCUCCCAAGAGAUAAGAGAGAAUUGCCAGAUGGUGGAGCUCCAGAGGAAUCAGUUGCGUGAUGACAUCAAGGAAUACAAGUUCCGGGAGGCUCGUUUGCUGCAGGACUACACUGAGCUGGAGGAGGAAAACAUCUCGCUGCAGAAGCAGGUCUCAGGCCUCAAGCAGAGCCAGGUUGAGUUUGAGGGUUUGAAGCAUGAAAUUCGUCGUCUCGAGGAGGAUAUGCAGUUCUUGAACAACCAACUGGAGGACGCCAUCCGCCUAAAAGAGAUUGCUGAGCGUCAGCUGGGUGAAGCCCAUGAGACCAUCAAGACGGAGCGUGAGCUGAAAGCCUCUCUUCGGAAGGAGCUGUCCCACUACAUGAACGUUGGAGACACACUCUACAACAGUCCUCUUAGUAUAUCUCUGGAUGGACUCAAGUUCUGCGAUGAGACCAUCACCGAGCCCAACAAUGACGACGCCCUCCAUGGAUACGAUAACAGCUUCAGCAAGCUGCUCACCGAUGACAACCGCAUGUCCAAAAAGGAAGAGCUCUUCCACCCAGCACCCAGUCUUGUGGAUGACCUACUGAGCGAGUUGAACAUCUCUGAGAUCCAGAAGCUUAAGCAGCAACUGAUGCAGAUGGAGCGUGAGAAGGUCAACCUGCUGUCCACCCUCCAGGACUCCCAAAAACAACUUGAGCAGGCCCAUGGCGCUCUCUCAGAGCAUCAGGAGAAAGUAAACCGUCUGACCGAGAACCUCAAUGCCAUCCGCAAGCUUCAGGCCAGCAAAGAGCGCCAGUCUGCUCUGGACAAUGAGAAAGAACGGGAUAGCAAUGAAGACGGGGACUACUAUGAGGUGGACAUCAAUGGGCCAGAGAUCCUGGAGUGCAAGUACAAGGUUGCCGUGUCAGAAGCUGGGGAGCUGAAGGAGGAACUCAAGACUUUAAAGGCAGAGUACCAAGCGUGUCAGUCACGUUAUGAAGAGGAGCGCACCCGGCUGGAGAACGAUGUCAGCACACUUGGAGAGAAGCUGUCUACUCUGGAGAAGACAAGAGGUUUAGAGAAAGACGAAAAGGCCAAGCUGGAGAAGGAGCUGCGUAAGCUGAGUGACGUGGCUGGAGAAUCUCAGGGAAGUCUGAAUGUAGCUCAGGAUGAGCUGGUCACAUUCAGUGAAGAACUGGCGACUCUCUACAACCACGUGUGCAUGUGCAACAACGAGACCCCGAACCGCGUCAUGCUUGACUUCUACAAGGAGGGCAAGGCCGGGCGCAGCAGCCCCGAAGGCCGUGGCCACCGCUCUCCCAUCUUGCUCACCAAGGGCCUCUUCCCAGAGCCUUUUAAGACUGAUCUCAACGACGGCGCUCCAUCUCCGGGCUCCUCUCUGCCUUCUCCUGCGUCCGACCACCGCCGCGAGCCCAUGAACAUCUACAAUCUGGUGGCCAUCAUAAGGGACCAGAUCAAGCACUUACAGCUGGCCGUUGACCGCACCACGGAGCUGUCACGCCAGAGGGUGGCCUCUCUGGAGCUGGGCACCGUGGCCGACAAGGAUAAAGAGGCCUGCAUGGAGGAGAUCCUCAAACUGAAAUCCCUCCUCAGUACAAAGAGAGAACAGAUUGCUACUCUGAGAACUGUUCUGAAGGCGAACAAGCAGACAGCUGAAGUCGCUCUCACCAACCUGAAGAGCAAGUACGAAAAUGAGAAGGCGAUGGUGACCGAGACCAUGAUGAAACUGAGGAAUGAGCUCAAAACACUGAAAGAAGAUGCGGCCACCUUUUCGUCCCUCCGAGCUAUGUUUGCCACACGAUGUGACGAAUAUGUCACUCAGUUGGAGGCCAUGCAGAGGCAGCUGGCUGCAGCCGAGGAUGAAAAGAAGACCCUCAACUCACUCCUGAGGAUGGCCAUCCAGCAGAAGCUGGCCCUGACCCAGCGCCUGGAGGACCUGGAGUUCGACCAUGAGCAGACGCGCCGCUCAGGUACCGGUGUGCGAUCUAAGACCCGCGGCGGCAAGACCUCUGCGAACGCUGCCGGCAACGUAAGUCAGGGACUCACCUGCGCCGGUUUGGGCCCAGCCGAGCACGGCAACGUCAUGCCCAGCGGCCUCCUGGGAGGCCCCGCGGUCUUCUGCAGCGAGAAGUACAAGAUCUACUGCGACUGAAUCUGCAAAGGGACUGCUGUGUACAGAGGGGAGGGGGCCCGAGGGCGGAACCCUCCCCGCCGUAGUGUUAAAGAGCCCCCUCACUCGCUCGCUUUGCUCCUCGGUCGGCUUGCGCUCCUCUAGGGACUGCUGUGUGACUGACCAUCUGCUUGUGUGUGCUCGUGUAAAAAGUUUGGCGAUGUGCAGAGUGCACGCGACGUUUGGGAUGUCGUAGACAAAGGUGCGAGUUGUGUGGCCCCGAUUAUAUUCAGGGGACUCUUUGGAUCAUCUGGAGUGACUAUUAUUUCCAUAGUCUGUGUGCUGUACAUACAGAGGUCGAGGUGGCAUUUGUGCUUUGUGGUUCAACCCUCUGCCUCAUGCGUUGCCUGGCAACAGUAACACAUUUAAAAAAAAAAAAAAAAAAAGAUGUCGAAAAGAUCGAUGUCCAAAUAUGACAUCUGGCGGCACGGGUGCUCCUUUCAACAAAGCUCAGCUGAGCGCUGUUCAUUAAAUGUUUACAUGAAAGAAGAUUAAACACAAAAAAUAUGCAAUGUCGCCCUGCGUUCGGCCAGCGGGGGCACUCUUUGAAUCGACGCGUGGUGAAAAUCGGGAAGCUUUUAUGAUGCGCGGUAAAGGAGCACCUGUGACCGGGGGGCUGUUUUAUUAUUUCAGGAUUGCUUUCAAGUUCAAGCUGUGACGCUAAUGCAGCAAUACUGCUCAGGCUCAAAAGAAACGCAUGGCUUUGCCCUUGGAUGAGCUAUUUGAAGUGCUUUUCUUUUGUCGCGGUACAUGAUCGACUCGUGUGCUUGAAGUCUUUCCAACGUGACCGAUACGUCUUGCAAAGGACUUUUUUUUUUCUUUUUUUCAGAGCCAUAAGAGGAGGGAGACAGGAUAUUUGAGACAAAUCGAUCUCCAAACCUAGAAUAAGUGCGCUUCAGCAUAGGUGCCUCAGGUUCGACCUUCUGGCAAAAAUGAAUUGUUUGAUUACUGUGAACAGAGCUUCAUUAUAGUUUUGAGCAAAAAAAACAAAAACGAUGAUUUUAAAAUCCUAAAAGAGCACAAACCGGAUGGUAAAUGCUACAAACAGACAAACUCCGCGGCGAAAGUGCCUGACAAAAGCAAACACUGUAUAUUCAUCGGGUGAUAUAAAGCUUGUGUCCUACUCUCCCUCCUUCUGUUUUUUGGGCUUCUGAUGACUCCUGAUCGCUACAAGGAGCAUUAGAUCCCCAGCACAUCUCCCGAGCGCAAAAUAUUAUUAAUAUUUGUGUCGGGUAAUGUCCUCACGCUUGUAUUUAACCUUGAAUAAUUUGUGUGUUACUGAUGUGCGUUGAAAUGGAACCAUCCUUUUUUUUUUUUUUUUUACUUUGUUUGGUGAGUGAGGACAAAGCGAAGUGCUGUCUUAGUUGCCAGAAUAGCUUUAACUCCUUGCCGAACUAGUGUUCCGCAAAUAGUAAAAAAAAAAUAUAUAUAUAUAUAUAUAUAUAUGUGGGGCUUGUUUUUUAUAUUCAAUGUACUGCUUUGCGGAUCAUAGAAAUAUUAGCUUUAUGAUCCUAAAAGCAGGGUUGAUGCGAGGGGAUUCCUGCAAGAUUGAGCAAAAAAAAUUUUCUACCAAGAUAUAUAUUUGAAAGUCUAUAUUCUUAAGACGAUCGCGUUCAGGUUCAUGAUCUUGCAGGAUCUCGCCACGGUAUUUGCACGCAAUGCCGGCGUCGCGUCAACCCCGCUUGAGUCGAGCAGCCGUCCUGGCGACCACUCACACCACGGAGGUCAGUCGCCCUCCUUGUUGACCAACUCGCCGAUCUCGUGUUUAUGACUGUGACGGGGAGAAGUAGAGGAGGGGCAACUCGUUGUUGACUUGAUUGCGAGAGGAAUUGAGUCUCUGGGGUUUUUCUCGAGGGAAAAACUCUGGGGAGUUUUAGGAGUAGGGAAAAAAAAAAGACUGGUUUUGAAACCACAAGACUCAGAUUAGCCGAGUCACUAGUUCUUCAUGUUAAGGUUCAGUGAAUGCUGAGCGUUAAGCGGAACCCCGGGAUGGGGUCUUCACUUUCAGUCGUACCUGCCGAAAUCUGCGUCCAGUUUACAUGGCGCAAUAUUAGCAUCUCGCUACUUCGUUCUACACACGAUGAUAUCAUAUAAAACAUCCUGCAUGUCAAAAACUCAUGAAUUUGUUUUUUGGAGAAUCUCCUCUGGUUUGGACUGCUUUUUGAGUCCUGUCAAUUGAUUCAAACUGACACAUCCCAUCCACCAAUGAGAAGCCAGAGGAGAGGUUUGUUUUUUUUGUUGUCAGUUAUUUUAUUCUUUAUUUUUAAUCUGUGCACUUUCAUAAUAUAGAAUUUCAACAGACUAUGAUUAACCUUUAGGAAAGCAUGGUAGUACUAUGGUUUGUGAGAUAUUCAGUAUAAGGAUAUUAUAAAUUCAAGUCAUGUGUUCCACACACUAUUUACUCAACUAAAGUGUUCUCCGCAAACCACAGAGCUACAAUUUUUGCCGAAUCCUAAAGGAGUUACGCAUCAAUUACUCAUUCCUUGAGUUACGUUUCAUAUGUUGUGCUAUUUAUCUGUGUUCGUUCUACUGCCAUAUUCACUACAAAAAACAAAAAAUCCAGGGUGAUCUAAAUCUGGGGUUUUUCAUGUAUUUAUUAUUCCUAGGAAUAGUUCAAAAUAACUCGAUGAAACUUGACAACGCUCUCAUUUGGACCGGUAAGUUGCGUCUGGGGAAAAAUGUGAGCGAUAUUUGAGCUUUUCCCACCUCCUUACCGAGGGCGUUCCACUGCGACGGGGGAUCACUGGCCUUCAGAAUUCUCUGCGAUAGCGACCAUGAAAUUCCAAAUUGGAAUUGUUUCAUUCUCUCUUGGUUUAUCGUGCCAAAUCUCGGCACACCGUUUAAGGUCUGACAGGCAAGCGCCGACUGCAAAAGGUGUCACUUGGGGCUGGUGGGGGGGGUGGGGUCUUUUUGCUUCAUUUAGUUCUUUGUCUUGGACCAGUAGUGCCUUUCAUUGUUUCAAGGGAGAAUUUUAAUCUAGUGUUUUAUGUUUUGGGUUUUUUUUUUGUCUCUCUGGGGGAGGGUUUGGCACUCCUAAUGAUUACGAGCAGCAAUAAGUGCAAAGGGAAUUAUGCCCCUUUCUGCGUGACUCAGAAGAUAUAGAUUUAGAAUUAGCUCGAUAAAUUUGACAUUGUAUUGAAUUCUGCAAGUCAGUGAUCCUCUCAAUAAAUUCAGGGGUAUUAACAAAUUGUCUUUUUUUAUUAUUAUUAUUUUUUUAUAAUCGAACUUUGAGAACCAAAAGUCCCUUUGGCCUCCUGUUGUUGAACAAACAGCUCCAAGCAUCUUUAGUGUUUGCGUAGCUGAGUGGGUUAUUGGAAAAACUGCAAGUUUUGUUGGGUGAAGGUCAUGGGGUUAUUCAUAGUAUUAUUGGAAAAAUGUGCAGAGAGCGCAUUUUAUCUUGCUUUUUGUCUUCUUUUUUUUUCCCAUUUUUGUCUUUUUCUACACCGUCUUUUUGAGUAAUUUGUUUUCAGGAAACAGAAAACUAAAUUAGCAUCAACAAGCGGGAGUAGUGCCAUGAUAGCCAGUGCUCGUUUGUUGAGGCGUCAAAGUUACCAAUAAGGAAGUUAAAGCUAACGAGGGAGGGGAGAAAAAAAAGUGCAAUUCUGAUACAGUUCGAGAUUUUAGACAAAGAAUAAAAUGUUUUCUGUUUGCUGGAAGCGACAGCGUUGUGAUGAUUAAACUAGCGGUGUAAAGUUUAUAUUGUCAUAUUGUCUUUUCAGUAUUGAUCCAUACUAAGAGUGAUAUCUUUAUACGAAAUAAUGAAUUCACCCGUGUGUUCAUAUUUAUUUGAACUGUCAUGCAGUACUGUAUUCACAUCAAUAAUGUGCAUUAUGAUUAGUGGUCUUGAUUACAAGUAAAUGUCAUAUGCAUGUUGAUCAGCUUAUGGGACCUUUACACAGCGGUGAAAACAAACGGGUGAACUUUUUGGGGUGUUUGGAAAAUUAAGACGUAAAUUUUAAGUGAGGAAUAAUCUGAUGUAUUAGUGCUGAACUAACCCGGUGAAAGUGUUUGGUUUUGUUUUCCAGCAGGGACGCGUUCUCGACUGUGUAAGGGUAGUCAUGCUGACUAAAAUCAAUAAACGUGACUUAGGUCACAGAACGCAUCAGUGUUGAUUUUUG